This is a messenger RNA of Naumovozyma dairenensis CBS 421, 678 nucleotides long. It is a transcript of the gene RPS5, whose product is annotated as 40S ribosomal protein uS7. Gene Ontology annotation, biological process: ribosomal small subunit assembly; translation. NCBI's taxonomy places the organism in Eukaryota, Fungi, Ascomycota, Saccharomycetes, Saccharomycetales, Saccharomycetaceae. The coding region runs from base 1 to 678 and encodes 225 amino acids. Gene Ontology annotation, cellular component: cytosolic small ribosomal subunit; ribosome. Gene Ontology annotation, molecular function: structural constituent of ribosome; rRNA binding; mRNA binding. The transcript has a single exon. The record is from RefSeq and is a predicted model, not a curated record.
AUGUCUGACGUUGAAGCUCCAGUUGAAGUUCAAGAAGAUUUCGAAGUUGUUGAAGAAUUCACUCCAGUUGUUUUGGCUACUCCAAUUCCAGAAGAAGUUCAACAAGCUCAAACUGAAAUUAAGCUUUUCAACAAGUGGUCUUUUGAAGAUGUUGAAGUUAAGGAUGCUUCCUUAGUUGACUACAUCCAAGUUAGACAACCAAUCUUUGUCUCUCACACCGCCGGCCGUUACGCCAAUAAGAGAUUCAGAAAGGCUCAAUGUCCAAUUAUUGAAAGAUUGACCAACUCCUUGAUGAUGAAUGGUAGAAACAACGGUAAGAAAUUAAAGGCUCUAAGAAUCGUUAAGCAUACUUUAGAAAUUAUUAAUGUUUUGACUGAUGCCAACCCAUUACAAGUUGUCGUUGACGCCAUUGCCAACACCGGUCCAAGAGAAGAUACUACUAGAGUCGGUGGUGGUGGUGCUGCUAGAAGACAAGCUGUUGAUGUUUCUCCAUUAAGAAGAGUCAACCAAGCUAUUGCUUUGUUGACUAUUGGUUCUAGAGAAGCUGCCUUCAGAAACAUUAAAACUAUUGCUGAAACUUUAGCUGAAGAAUUGAUCAAUGCUGCCAAGGGUUCUUCUACUUCUUACGCUAUCAAGAAGAAGGAUGAAUUAGAACGUGUUGCUAAAUCUAACCGUUAA